This is a messenger RNA of Nematolebias whitei (Rio pearlfish), 2661 nucleotides long. Its product is annotated as coiled-coil domain-containing protein 158-like. The record is from RefSeq and is a predicted model, not a curated record. The transcript has 21 exons. NCBI's taxonomy places the organism in Eukaryota, Metazoa, Chordata, Actinopteri, Cyprinodontiformes, Rivulidae.
AUGGUCCAAAUUUACAACUUUUUAUUUCUCGACAGCGAGGAGCUUGAGAAACGAACAAAAGAAACACAAAAGCUGCAAGAGGAGGUUGAAAAUGCAACCAGAGAGGCUCUGAAGAAGUUCAGCUGCACUUAUGCGGACACAUCACUAAGAGAAAGCUGCCUUAAUCCCCACCAGCAUGUAGUGACUCAACCUCUGGUCAGCAGUCUGGACACUUUAAAACAGGAGGUGGUCCAGAGCAAGAGCAGAUCCUCUGAAAAGACACAUGAUCAACCAGAGCAAGAAACAUUUACCGGUAGUCCUCAAAGAGCCAUCAUGAACCUGCAGACUAAGCUCCAUGAACUCCAUAUGGAGAUGGAUGUCUUGUCUGACCUGAGAUUGGAGGAUUCAAGGAAACAUGUUGAUCAGAUGGAAAAGAUGCUGUCCAUGCUGGAAGAGCUUCAGAACAUCGAAAGAUUUCCAGACCAGAAGCUCCAAGAAUCUGAGGAAGAGGCGUUAGAACUUGACAGAAAGGUUGAAUCACUAGAACAGUCUGUAAAGGAGGUUUACCAAACACUGAGGCAAUGUGGGAACACCUCCAUCAGCAAUAAUGCUGGGAUGAGCCAAGCACAAGUAGUUCAUGUGAACAAAGAUCUCACCAAGAACACAAAUAAACUGCAGAAGAGAAGUUUUUCAUCAAAAGAACAACAAGGGAGUGAAAACUAUAACGGAGUAAAUCAGCAAGAAAGUAUUGAAGACCUGAUUACAAGUCUCAGCCAGGAGAUGGCGACAUUCACCGAAAAUCUGAGCUCAUCCAAAGACAAAGGCAUCAACCUGUGUGUCCAGUUUGAGUUGCUAAAAAAAGUGGCAGAGAGACGGACCUCACUGCAUUACCGUCAGAUCAGUGAACUUCAGUCGGACAUCUCCAGCUACAAAGAUAAGGUUUGUUUUCUGGAACAGAAGAUCCUUGAAAGUCAGACUCAGCUAUUUAACACCCAGAGAGAAAGAGAGCAAUCACUACAGCAGGUUAAAGACCUCCAGUCCCACCUCUGUCAGCUUAAGCAGCAGCUUGAGCUCCGUGAGGAUGCAAAGGUUCAGACAGGACAGCUGGAGGCAGCCAGGGAGCAGCUUUGCAAAGCUCUAGAGCAGAAAACCUGCCUACAGACCCUGCUGGAGCAGAAAGCCCAGGAGCAUCUUGUUAGUUUAGAAGAUGCUCAGAGUCAGUGUCAGACUCUGCAGGCUGAAGAAGAAACACUGAGGAUGAAGCUGAAUGACAGAGAGAAGACGAUCAGCGCUCUGAGGCUGCAGAUUGAGAGCAGCAUCCAGACGACAAAACAGCACAGGCACACGAUCGACAACCUUCAGCAGGAGAACAGCCUCCUCAUCCAACAGCUCAACCAGCACAAGCUGGAGAUUCAACAGCUUAGGGCUGAGUUAGUCCAACGUGAGGCCAACUUGGCUUCUGUGGAGAGUGAGAGGAGACAGCUGAGGGCCUCUGUGGCUGAGCAAAGUCAGCGCAUCCGAGAGGAGACGCUGGAGAAAAAUCAAGUCACCGCACAGCUGGAGCUGCAGCGCGUGCAGCAGACUAAUCUUUCCAAGGAGUUCAAGGAACUGCGGCGGCUCCACAGCUGUAAGAACGACGAGCACGAGGGUGUGGUGCUAGAGCUUCAGAGUCAGCUGAUUAACGCCUGCGAUGAGCUGGAUAAGAUCAGACACACCCUGAGGACCCUCCAAGGAGUGGACGGACAUGGCCUUCAGGUUGCUUUGGACAUGCAGAAGGAGAUCACUGCAAGAAGAGAGCAGGUUGACUCUCUGCGAGGUGGAAUUCAACGUCUAGAGGAGAAAGUGGAGCAGCUGCAGCAGGAGAAACACUCCCAGAGCUUGGAGACCCACCGUCAGCUCCAAGAACUCACAUUUAUCAGGGAGGAGAAGAGGCAGCUCGCCAAUGAACUGAAGGCCCUUCGCUCCAAAGACCAACAGCUGAGGGAGCGGAUCAGCGAACUGGAGGCAAUCCUUCACAAGAUGUCAGAGAGCUUUGCCAACUGUCAGGACUUCCUCCAAGUGAGGGAGCAGGAGUAUUUUCGCCUGAAACUCCAACACGCUCUGGACCUGAAGGAGCUGCAGGGUCAGAAUUUGUGCACAGUUCCAGCUGUAUCUCCUCCUCAGGACUCUCAGUCCUCAUCUGCUCAGACCAAGUCCAAGAAGCAGGAGAGUUCCACCUGUGGGAUCGGUUCUCUUACCAGAGAUCUGCGAGGAGUGAUUUCAGAGAACCACAGACCACACACCGAUGGGAAGAUUUCUGGCGGCAGCUUCCACAGGAGGAGGUCCGCACCAGAGGACCAGCACAGAACCACGCCGACAGAAAAUGAAAGGGUAAAAGCUUGCUCCAAAUUGAGGAGAAAGACGUGCAGCAGUGAGACACUUUUUCUGAAGACACCUGGGCUGAUCGGGCAGAUAAUAAACAGUGAGACCCACUGCGUGGUGAGCCCAGUGGCUGCAGCCAAGUCCAGCAGCUUCCCACAGAUCCUCUCGCUUGGCCGCAAGUCACCUGUUCACACUCUCCUGACCUCUGACCCAGACGGCUAACACAAAAGCCAAGAGUCCGAGGCUGCCGCCGUGUCUGAGCCGGCUGUAAAGAGCCACAGAAAUGGUUAUGGCGGGCCGGAUUUUGCCCAUGGGCCUUGA